Molecule: messenger RNA, 570 nt
Organism: Ambispora leptoticha
Lineage: Eukaryota; Fungi; Glomeromycota; Glomeromycetes; Archaeosporales; Ambisporaceae
Source: the annotation of a GenBank genome assembly
AUGGAAAAUAACCCUAACGCUAACGCUAAUACUAACGCAUGUAGUAAUAAAUCUGGAGAUGAUGAACGAGUAAUACUCAAUGUUGGUGGAAUCAAGAGCAAUUAUGACAGCAGCAUUCAAGCGGAAAUACUUGAAGAAUUAGAUUAUUUCCAAAUUCCCAUUCCAACGGAUCCUCAUCCACCUGCAUCUGCGACAAUCAACAAAUUUAUCUUAACUUUGCAACAAAUUAUCCAUGAAAUGGAAGCUAAUCUUAUCUCACGAGUAGAACUUAAUUUUCCGCGGCCGGACACCUCGAGAUUCAGCCUUAACCCAAAUCUUGAAAUAAUUCAUGAGAUAUUGGCACCGUUUAUCACAGUUACGGGAUAUAAUAUCUUGGAUGCGUUUGGUGAAGAGAUUAUGAAAUAUCUAAUGAAAAAGACGCCCGGUUUUUUUUGUUCUUUGGCAAAUGAAAUUUAUCCGCCGAAAUAUUUAGUUGUUAUGCAGUUGCCGCUAUCCCCUUCGAGAGAAAUUAGGAAUGGCACUUUUCUUGCUGAACUGGAAGAGGACGAGGAAAAUAAUGAGGAGGAUUAG